AUGAUUGAGGAAGAUAACACUAAAGUAAGAUAUCUCUAUGUAUUUUAAUACAAUAAAGGAGAAUAUCAAAAAAUAAAUUAUGAUGAGUUAUUAUAAGUAUAAAAUGGUUAAGAAUUUGAUUGUGAAGAUUUAAUUAUGAGAUAUGGUGAAUAAAUGACAGGAUACUUUAAAAUAUUAUCUGUAUCUGAAGUUGUUGAUAAUCUAUUACAAUAGAAGCUAAGUCCCAAUUAUAGUGUCAAGAUUGUUAAAAAUUUAUUCAGAUUUAAACUUAAAAUAAGAUUAAGUUCUUUGGGUAUAGUAAGUAUAAAGAUUAUGGUUCAAAGUUAAGUAUUCAUUUCCAAAGGAGAUGAUAAAAUUACAAUUAAUUCAUUUGAAACACUCAUUUGUGAAAAUGGUUAAUAUCUGAACUAAUAAAGACAAAGUGAUGACGAUAUUUGUUCUCCUACGCCUACAACAUGCGAAUUGCCUAAUCCUAAAAACAUUUGCAAUUGCGAGAAUUUUUAUUAUUAAAAAUCUACUUAAAAAUGUAUCCAGUGUGACUCUCAAAUGAAAUUUGAUGAGUCUAAGGAUUCUUGUUAGAAUAUUUGUCCAGAAGGAUACUUUUAUAAAUAUUCAGAUUGUUUUAAAUGCAUUCCAAAUUGUUUAGUUUGUAAGGAUGAUAAGGCUUGCAUUUAGUGUGAUUAAAAUAAUGGGUUUUAUUUAGACUUUAAGAAAGAUGGUUGUACUUGCAAAUAGGGCUAUUACCGAAUGUAAAGAAACCAAAAGUGA
This is a messenger RNA of Tetrahymena thermophila SB210, 768 nucleotides long. RefSeq lists its product as hypothetical. Lineage: Eukaryota; Ciliophora; Oligohymenophorea; Hymenostomatida; Tetrahymenidae. The record is from RefSeq and is a predicted model, not a curated record. The transcript has 11 exons.